This is a messenger RNA of Didymella exigua CBS 183.55, 1069 nucleotides long. RefSeq names its product DUF396-domain-containing protein. Gene Ontology annotation, molecular function: COPII receptor activity. The transcript has 3 exons. Gene Ontology annotation, biological process: endoplasmic reticulum to Golgi vesicle-mediated transport. Gene Ontology annotation, cellular component: COPII-coated ER to Golgi transport vesicle; endoplasmic reticulum membrane; Golgi membrane. The coding region runs from base 54 to 803 and encodes 249 amino acids. The record is from RefSeq and is a predicted model, not a curated record. NCBI's taxonomy places the organism in Eukaryota, Fungi, Ascomycota, Dothideomycetes, Pleosporales, Didymellaceae.
GUCCAGGUACCUGGCAGCUGUCGAACGUUCGAAUUUCACACCUCACAGCCGACAUGUGGAUAUUACCAGCCCUCGGGUACAUUGGGGUCAUCUUGGGCUUCGGAUUCUUGACAUUGGCGAUAGCAUCUGGACUAUACUACCUCUCUGAGUUGGUCGAAGAGCACACAGUUUUCGCAAAGAAACUGCUCAACCGCCUGAUAUACGGCGUGAUUGCCAUCCAAACCCUCCUAUUGCUUGUCGACGGUUUCCCAGUCAGCCUCAGCGCGCUCAGCAUCGUCAGCCAUGUCGUCUAUGCGCAAAAUCUGCGACGCUUCCCGAUCGUGAAGCUGACAGACCCGUUAUUCCUACUAUCCUGCUGCCUGGUAAUCGCAAACCACUACCUUUGGUUCCGCCACUUCAGCGCCCCUUCACCCUCCGCAAAUAACUAUUCGAAUUACCCCUACGACCGCCCAGACGUCCCCACUUUCACCGAAAUCGCAUCUUACUUCGGUCUCUGCGUGUGGCUCGUGCCGUUCGCAUUGUUCGUCUCUCUGAGCGCUGGCGAGAACGUGCUGCCCUCAAUGGGCUCCGAGUAUGCGACAGGCGAAGGGAGCAGCUAUAUAUCUUCUGGCGUGGCGCCUAGCGGGUUUGCUAGUGGUAAUGGUAGUGGCGUUGCUGGCAUUGCUACUGGCAAGAGGAGAGCGAGAAGUGGGACCAAUCAGGGUAUGGCUAAGCAGGUUUUUGGGGGUGUUAAGGAUUGGGUCGGUGAGACGGGUGAGGUCAUGGGGUUUUGGAAAGGCGAGAGGACAAGGCCUACUUUCUAGGCGUACGAGUAAUGAUUGUAUGAGUAGUGCAUAUCCGAUCAUCUUAGCCGCGGGCCCUUGGAAGUGGUGGCUGGCGCAAAUGAGUCGAAGGCAAGGUGUGACGUUGCAGUCGUUUGUUCGAGCGCGUCCAGUUUUCCUGUCACCUGAAGCUCAGCUUAGUCCCGCCAUCCCAACAAUCUCGACCCAACCUGCCCUAGCACUGCGCCAUCGACAUCCAUGUGACGGCACAAAGACUGUCAGCACUUACACUGCGCUCUAUAUCUACG